Molecule: messenger RNA, 792 nt
Organism: Thermothelomyces thermophilus ATCC 42464
Lineage: Eukaryota; Fungi; Ascomycota; Sordariomycetes; Sordariales; Chaetomiaceae
Exons: 2
Coding region: 1-792 (263 amino acids)
Source: RefSeq, a predicted model, not a curated record
AUGGUCUCGACAAGAACAUUCCUCUUCGUCGCCUUGGCGGCAGUUGUAUCCGCUGCGCCUCCGUGCCCACCACCGGACCCCCCGAACUCGACCGUCAACUACACCCUCCCCAGCAUCGGAGGCGGCGCGCCCGACCUCGUCCCCCCCGCCGACAACCUAGUCGUCAAGAAGAUCGCGGUCGGCCACGGCAUCCAGAACUACAGCUGCGGGUCGACCACCGGCGACAGCAUCGCGGCCGGCGCCGUCGCCGUGCUCUACGACGUCACGAGCUUCUACCCCGGGACGAAGCGGACCGGCAUCCGGAAGCAUCUCUGGGACAGCCUGCCGUCCAGGGCGCUGUGGGAGCAGCCUCUCCCGCUCAACAAGCUAGCCGGCUCCCAGUUCGGCGCCGACCCGGUCGCGCCGUUCCCCAGGAACCCGGCCGCCGACCUGCGCCUGCGCCUGCGCGGGCUGCCCGCGGCGGCCCGGUUCCUGGGACACCACUACUUCGACAUCGAGGGGGUCCCGACCUUUGACCUCUCCGCCGCCGCGGCGGGGGGGGGGGGGGGGGGUCUCCGCGCCGCCGUCGCCAAGGUCGACAGCAAGAGCGCGCCCGCGACCGCCGACAAGGGCGUCCUCGGCACCGGCGCCGUCCCCUGGCUCAGGCUCGACGACGACGGCCGGGGCGGCUCCCGCGGCGUCGCCUCCGUCUUCCGCGUCGUCACCGCCGGCGGAAACCCCCAGAGCUGCUCGGUCGCGGGCGAAGGCGUGCAGAGCAUCCCGUACACGGCCUUUUACUGGUUUUACGGAUAA